UCUCUCUCUCCUUCACCAAAACACACAAGUUUCUUAAGUAAAAAAAAAUCUCUGACGUCUUUGAAUCUAUGUGAAAGAGAAGAACCUCCAAGAAACAAUAAAAGAAGCAGCUUACUCAGUUUUUCUGGUGGUUGAGGAACACAGAGCCGCCCCUAUUGGGAGUCAGAUUUUAUUUUUCAGUUGGUAAAUGGUAGGUAGAGAAACAGAGAUGAUGCCAGAACGAGAAGUAGAGCCAUCAAGACAUAACGGCGGAGCUAGUGGAGGAGGAGGAGGAGAGAAUCAUCCAUUUUCUUCGUUGGGAAGACAAUCCUCCAUCUACUCAUUGACACUCGACGAGUUCCAACACGCUCUCAAUGAGAACGGCAAGAACUUCGGGUCCAUGAACAUGGACGAGUUCCUCGUCUCUAUUUGGAACGCUGAGGAGAACAACAACAACAACAACAAUCACCAAGCAGCUUCACAUCCCGUUCCACCUAGUCAUAACGGUUUCAACAACGGUUCCACCGAGAGCGGCGGCGUCUUUGCUGGUGGUGGUGGUGGUGGCUCUUCAGGUAGCCACCAAGGUGUUAAUAAGAAGCCAGGGAUAGCUAAGCAGCCGAGUCUUCCACGUCAAGGCUCGUUGACACUUCCAGCACCUCUUUGUAGGAAAACUGUUGAAGAAGUUUGGUCUGAGAUACAUAGAGGAGGUGGUGGUAGUGGUGGUGGAGACAGCAACGGACGUAGCACUAGUAGUAAUGGUCAAAACAAUGCUAAUAACGGCGGGGGUGAGAGUGCGGCAAGGCAACCAACUUUUGGAGAGAUGACUCUUGAGGAUUUCUUAGUGAAGGCUGGUGUGGUUAGAGAGCAUCCCACUAACCCUAAACCUAUUCUGAACCCAACUCCGUCUAAUGUCAUACCCGCAUCUACCCAGCAGCAACAGCUUUACGGUGUGUUUCCAGGAGCCGGUGAUCCUACUUUCCCGGUGGGUGUAGGUGAUUAUGGUAAAAGGGCAGGAGGAGGUGGGUAUCAGCAGGCACCACCGGUUCAGCAAGGUGUUUGUUAUGGCGGUGGUGGCGGGUUUGGAGCGGGUGGACAGCAAAUGGCGAUGGUGGGACCGUUAAGCCCGGUGUCGUCAGAUGGACUAGGACAUGGGCAAGUUGAUAACAUAGGUGGACAGUAUGGUGUUGAUAUGGGAGGGUUAAGAGGGAGGAAGAGAGUUGUGGAUGGUCCAGUGGAGAAAGUAGUGGAGAGAAGGCAGAGGAGGAUGAUCAAGAACCGUGAGUCUGCUGCAAGGUCUAGAGCAAGAAAGCAGGCAUAUACAGUGGAGUUGGAAGCAGAACUGAACCAAUUGAAAGAAGAGAAUGCACAGCUAAAACAUGCAUUGGGAGAGUUGGAGAGGAAGAGGAAGCAACAGUAUUUUGAGAGUUUGAAGACGAGAGCACAACCACCUAAAGUGCCAAAAGUGACCGGGAGAUUGCGGACAUUGACUAGAAACCCGAGUUGCCCUCUCUGA
Molecule: messenger RNA, 1492 nt
Organism: Eruca vesicaria subsp. sativa (arugula)
Lineage: Eukaryota; Viridiplantae; Streptophyta; Magnoliopsida; Brassicales; Brassicaceae
Source: the annotation of a GenBank genome assembly